GAGGGUGAAUUGAUUGCUCUGAGUAUAUUUUGUGUUUUGUUUUUUAAGCGGGUUGGCUGUUGGCUAGCUAGAAAUUAUUAUCAAAUUAUGAUCAUAACGAAACGUACCCAUCUACAUACUCCCCGUUUGCUAUUUCAAUUCAUUUCUUAUCUCCUUCUCACUCAUUUUUUUAUUUGAUAUAACAUACGUGCAUUCCUUGCUUCAAUAUGGCCUCUCCAUUAAAUUCAAGCAAUACUGUUUUCUUUCUUUGCGAUAUUCAAGAGAAGUUCAAAAAUGCCAUGCUCCACUUUGAUCUCGUUGUAUCUGCAGCAACCAAAUUGGUUACUGCUGCUAAAAUACUGUCAGUGCCUCUCUUUGUCACCGAACAAUACCCAAAAGGACUAGGCAAAACUGUGCCUGAACUAGAUAUAUCUCAAGCAGCCAUAGUAAGUUCCAAAACUCGAUUCUGCAUGCUGACCCCAGAAGUCAAGAAAGAACUUGAGAAAAGGUCGCCGGAUGUUAAAGUCGUUGUGUUGUUUGGAAUAGAGGCUCACGUUUGCGUGGAGCAAACUGCUUUAGAACUACUGCAAAGAGGUUACAUCGUUCACAUCGUAGCAGAUGCUACUACGUCCAGAACGCAAGAGGACCGGCUCCUUGCGUUUGAUCGUUUGAAGCAAGCUGGAUGCUUCAUCUCUACUAGAGAAUCAAUAAUAUUCAAGCUGCUUGGGGACAAAGAGCAUCCGAAGUUCAACGAAACCAGGCCUCUAUUCGCAAACCCCAUGGCACCAACAGGUCUUGUGACCAAGCUGUGA
Molecule: messenger RNA, 791 nt
Organism: Cloeon dipterum
Lineage: Eukaryota; Metazoa; Arthropoda; Insecta; Ephemeroptera; Baetidae
Product: isochorismatase domain-containing protein 1
Exons: 4
Coding region: 207-791 (194 amino acids)
Cellular component (GO): cytoplasm
Source: RefSeq, a predicted model, not a curated record